AUGGACUAUUUUUUUUUCUUCAACCUCCUUUUCAGUUUUCCUUCUUUUAUUUAUCCUCUUCUUCUUUCAUUCUCCUCUCUCUUCUAUUCCCCUCUAUUCUAUCUCUCUUUUCUAUUUUUCUCUCUUCAUUUUCUCUCUCUUCCUUCAAUUUUUCUCUCUUCAAUUUCUCUCCCCUUUAUUUCCCUCUCUCUAUCCCUCUCUCUUCUAUUUCCCUCUCUUCAAAUUCUCUCUUCUAUUUGUCUGUCUUCUCUUCCUCCCUAUAAUCCCUCUGUGUUUCUUUAUAUCAUCCACUUCCUCUUCCUAUUUUUUACUACUUCCUUCUCUUUCUUCAUUAAUUACUCCCCCUUAUCCAACUCUUCUUCAUCUCCAACUCUCUCCUUUUCCUUUUUACAGUUUCUUUUUUCUCUUUCUCCCCCUUUUUUAUAUACUUCCUCUUUUCCAUUUCUUCCACGUCUUCCUUUUCACGUACUUUAUUUUUUAACUUCUACUCCUCCUUUUCCUUCUUUUUACCUCUUCCAUUUUCUCCUCAACUCUUCAAUUUUGCUAAACUUAAUAGCUGAGCAAAGAACACUCUCUCGAUUUGGUAGCAAACAAGAUUAA
Acanthosepion pharaonis is the source of this 600-nucleotide messenger RNA. The record is from the annotation of a GenBank genome assembly. NCBI's taxonomy places the organism in Eukaryota, Metazoa, Mollusca, Cephalopoda, Sepiida, Sepiidae.